Paramecium octaurelia is the source of this 264-nucleotide messenger RNA. The record is from the annotation of a GenBank genome assembly. Lineage: Eukaryota; Ciliophora; Oligohymenophorea; Peniculida; Parameciidae.
AUGUAGAAAUAUGAUCAGUCCCCAUUAUCAACGCUGUAGAGUUUUGGAGACAUAUCACCAGUGCCUGAAGAAGAGGAAACUGAAAUUAAGACUAUAUUUACAUCACCAUUAACAACCAACAAUUCAAGAAGAGCAUGCUCCCUUUAAACUACAUAAAGAAUACGGAAAACAUCUGAGGUUCUAUUGUUAACUGAGAAGCUUUAUUCAUGGAAUUCUUAUCUGACUAAAAAGUUUGCCUAAGAUCAAACAAAAAAUUUUGAAUGA